This is a messenger RNA of Dermacentor albipictus, 1304 nucleotides long. RefSeq names its product transcription factor SOX-18-like. Lineage: Eukaryota; Metazoa; Arthropoda; Arachnida; Ixodida; Ixodidae. The record is from RefSeq and is a predicted model, not a curated record.
AUGGGGGAGAAUGAAGAAGAAGUACAGGAAGAAGAAGAAGCUUGUCGUUCGACCAGCACGCAUCCUCGGACGGCUCCACUUUUGCACGCCCUGGGCUCUGCCGACGACGACCCCAGCGAAAGUCGGACGUCGCCGUCGGCUUCGCUUCGGCAGACGACCAACCGCACGCGCCUGCGAAGCAUUGCGCGGCUCCUGUCGCAGCCGGCAGCAGAAGAGGCGACGGCGGUGCCUGACGUGGCCUACGAUCCCGGCGUGGGGGGUGCGUCGUCGAGCAGCGAGGUCCACCACAGUUACAAGGUGCGAUCGCGCAUUCCGCGGCCUCCAAACGCCUCGAUGCUGGUCGCAGACGGAAAGAGGCGAUCGGUGGCCGCUGAGAACCCGAACGAGAACAACCAGCGUGUGAGCAGCCGCCCGGGCAAGCUGUGGCGUUCUCUCAGCGUCGCCGACAAGGAGCCUCGCCAGCGCAAGGCGGCCGCAGCUGCCGCCGUCCACAGAAGGAAGUAUCCGGGAUACGUGUACAAUCCGCGUGAGGCCAAGCGGUGCAAGAGGCAGGCGCGCAGGACCAAGGCGACUGCCAGAAAGCUGAAGAAUGGCACUUCCAGGGACAAGCAGAAGCAGCCGAGCAUUUCCACGGCCGUGGCCCAGGGUCGAGGCUCCCCGGAGUUCCAGCAGCAGCAACAUCCGCCGCCGCCGUUGCCGCCGCAAGGGAAUCAGCCACGCGCAACCAGCGCUGCCCGGGGCAGCAAUUCGGGCGCUGGUCAGGCAAUGCCUCUCCCUAGGCUGUCGGCCACUCGCACGGCCACGGCGUCGGCUCGCUCGGCUGCGCGGCCCUACAGCGUGCACCGGUUCCCCGGUCCUCUGCCACCAUCAGCGCGAGGGGCCAACAGAGAAAACGCCGUGCCCACCGAUCAGUUGACGGCUGCUCGUGCAUUCAAACAGCGUGAAACGCAGAAUGACGUAACAACGCUUGAUAAUCAGCGACACCCCCGCUCCUGGGCGACGAAUGCGACUCGUCUGCGGGCACGUCGUCGUUCGACCAGGGCGGAAUCCGGGAGACCCAAGGCUCUGCAGACGGCGCCCCAGGCCAAGGUCAGCCAUCGUCGUCGGCUGCUGGCUGCACCACAGUAUAGCACCGCAAGCACGCGCCUGCCAGGCGUUCGGCGCCAGCUACAAAAGAACGGGUAUCGGCUGCAGAAGAUUGUGCCGUCCUUUUCCGCAUUGUAGCGAUUAGUGUGAGGAUGCAGGUUUGCGCCGAAAGUUUAUAAGUUCUUUUAAUUAUGUCAAAGUAAAAAAAUGUGAUGCAA